Messenger RNA from Sorex fumeus (smoky shrew), 2136 nucleotides. RefSeq names its product coiled-coil domain containing 82 (gene CCDC82). NCBI's taxonomy places the organism in Eukaryota, Metazoa, Chordata, Mammalia, Eulipotyphla, Soricidae. Gene Ontology annotation, cellular component: nucleus. The record is from RefSeq and is a predicted model, not a curated record. Bases 128 to 1657 code for a protein of 509 amino acids. The transcript has 8 exons.
UGCAUAUGUAUAUAUUACAUCCAUUUGCACGGAUUCUCAUUUGAGUGAAUUCUAACAUCUUGAUUAGAAAUGGCAUUCCAUCAACUUAGCUUUGCCAUCUCAUUUUUUCCAAGGAGCUGAAGUGACCAUGGUACUUGUUAGAAGACACGAAACGAGGAGAAGUUCUAAGACACAAGAGCCGGAGCAGAUAUCACGAGUGGAUUGGAGGCGGACCAAAAGAAAUAGCCUCUCUCAGUUACUGGACAGCGAUGAAGACCUGGACAGCGAUGAAGACCUGGACAGUGGCGAAGAGCUGGACAGUGACCACAGCAGUGGCACUGAUCAUGACACAGAUCUCUGCAGUGACAAGGGGCGGGACAGGGAGUCAGCACUGUUAAGUGACUUGGAAUCUGCCACCAUGGAAAGUGAGAGAAACACAGACACCCACAGCAGUGCCACAGGCCAGGAGGAGAGCAAAGUGGAUGCCUGGGACUCCCAGCAGCCCUCAGCGUCGGGGGCAGCAGGAGGUGCCGUGGACGAGGAUCUAGAGGAGGAAGGGCGCAUCCAGUGCCGGAGGAGGAAACGGGCAUCCUUGGUGAUGGAUGACAGCGACGACAGCGAGGACAGUGACAUCCUGGUGCGGAAGGUGGGCACGAAGCGCCCGCGGAGAGUAGUGGAGGAUGAGGCAGGCAGCCCGGGCCAGGCCUUGGUGGCCAGGAGGCGUGCUCAGCUGCAGAAGCUGCAGGAGCUGUCCAGGCAGAGGGCCUGCCGGGGACGUCUUGGGAGCCGCGACAAGCAGGACUCUGAAAAGGAAUCACACCCGAGCAGUGAUGAGAAUGAGGACAACAACAAGGAGGACAACGAGGAAGAGGAGGAUGAGGACGAGGAGAAUUUAGAAUAUGGUGAUGACGGGGAUGAUUACGUUAUUGAUGACUUUGUAGUGCAAGAUGAGGAGGGUGAAGAAGAAAAUAAAAGCCAGCAAGGAGAAAACCUGACCACAUCACAGCUGAAAUUAGUGAAGCAGAAUUCCCUUUAUUCUUUUAGUGACCACUAUACCCACUUUGAGCGUGUGGUGAAGGCCCUGCUUAUCAAUGCUCUGGAUGCCUCCUUUCUGGGCUCGCUCUAUGAUGGCACCAGGCAGAAGACCUACGCACAAGACAUGUUAACAUCGCUCCAUUAUCUGGACAACCGCUUCAUCCAGCCCCGUCUGGAGAGCUUAGUUUCUAGAAGCCGCUGGAAAGAACAAUACAAGGAGCGGGUGGAGAACUACUCCCACGUCACCAUCCACUUGAGGAACCCAGAGACGUGCAACUGCCAGGCAUGCGGGCUGCAGCGCUUCUGCCGCUACUCGGUGCUCCUGUCUGGGAGGCUCUACAACACCAAGACCAUGGAGACAGACGACUUCAUGUCGCACGACAAGCAGGUGUUUACCGUCGGCAGGAUUUGUGCCAACCGCACCCAAAUCUAUCACGCACUGAAGCACUUUAAGUUCAAGCUGUACCAGGAAUGUUGCUCUAUCGCGAAGACAGAAGAGGUGGAGAAUGAGCAGGUUAAAGAGACAGUGGAAAGAAUUUUCAAUCAGUCCAAAGAAAGUGGCUGGAUUAAGGAGAAAUACAGCCAACUUCAAGACUAUCUCAACUCUGCAGAUUACUUUCAAGAUGAGAAGUUUGAAUUGUGACACGUUCCCUCCAGAGAAGCCUUUAUGAAUUCCUGUAAAUGCAAUCACGAUCAAUCUUGUUUCUCUGUCCCCUGUAACAUAUCUGUACAUUUUAUGUGUAUCUUUGUGGCAGGAUAUCUUGUCUAAGCAUAUGUUCAUCUUUAUCUCCAUAAAAAGGCACUCUGCAAUCUAAUAAAACUUUAAUCUGCAAUGCAUAUAAUACACAAUCUGAUUAAUUUUUAAAUUCAUGUUGUCUGCAGCUCUGCCUGUGUGUAUGGAUCCAUCACACUCUUGUUCGGCGCUGGAGCUGCUCAUGCUCUGUUCAGUAGAGAAAAGACUAUUUUUAAAAUGCAGACUAAAAUCUCCCUGCAUUUAUGGCUGAACCCCUGCCCAGGUUGUGCAUUGCUCUUUUGCAGCACUAAAAGAUCUUCACUCACUGACUUUUUACUGUCAUCACCUAAAUCAGCGGCCAAGGGGGAGGACAUGGCUUUUCCUUCCUU